This is a messenger RNA of Paramecium sonneborni, 3229 nucleotides long. The record is from the annotation of a GenBank genome assembly. Lineage: Eukaryota; Ciliophora; Oligohymenophorea; Peniculida; Parameciidae.
AUGUAGUUAUCUAAAAAAUUUGAAGAAUUUUAAGACCUUGAUCCAAUUGAAAAUUUUCCUUAAAGAAGAAUAUCAAGAACGAUGGGUUACCAGAAUAGCAAAUCAAUUCAAGAAGAAGAUGAAGAGCAAUCUUCUUCAAGUAUGUAAUAACCAAAACCAAAAUUUCCAAAAAUGAAUUCAUCAAUUUAAUAGCCCUGUGACCUUUGUGGAAGUGAUAUGAAAGUACCAACAAUUUACACUAAUAUGCACUCAAAUAAAAGUUUUGAUAAGAAUCCAUUUCAAUAGGAAUCAAAAAUAAAGGUUGUUGAAAAUAACAGUGGUAGUAGAUUGAUAGAUGUAUCUGUAUAAGAGCCAUAAGAUUCAUUAUAAUCUGAAUCUGUAAAAUAGAAGAUUUAUAAUAGAUUAAAUCACAAUUGAUGGAUAAAAAUAAAUCAGUAACACUUAAUUCUGUUCAUGUAAAGAACAUAGUUAACAAAUUUGUUUAAAGGAUGAAAAGAAACAUAAAUUGGAAUUAAUUGAAAGACAUAACAUUGAUUGAUGAUUUAGCAUAGAGUAAUAUGUUUAAAUAAAAAUAGUUUAACCUUAAUUGUAUAAAUGGUUCACUAUAUCCUAUUUUAGUUUGACUUCAUUAAUUAUUCUUACAUCUUCAAUAUUUAUUCCCUUGCAUAUUGCUGAACAAACAGGUUUUGAAAUUCUAACCUAUUUAAUACAUUGUUUAUCAAUUUUACAAAUAGUUGCUGAUAUUCAUUUUAAAAGAGGACCAUUUCAUUUAAGUGAAGGUAAGUUUAAUAAUGAAUAUUUUGAUAAUUCUAAAAUUAUUUUAGAUAUAAGUCGAUUAACUUCAGGAGUAGUUUUAAUAUUUUCAUAUCAAUAUGAUCUUAAAUAUCUCAUUGUACCUUAUAUUAUAUUACAAUUAAUAAGAUAAGGUGAACGUUUUGAAAAUAUCUACACAUCAACAUAAUUAAUAAUUUAUAUUUUAAUUCUUUGGAUAGCAUUAAUAAUGACAUUUGCUUGUUUAUUAGAAUCAGAUGAAGGCAUUCAUUAUUCAAUUUCAUUAGCAAUAUCAAUAUUGACACAUAAUGGCACUAUAUAUAUUGAAGUUACUACUUAGAAUGCUUUACUUUUGUAAAGUUUUAUGAUCAUAAGUUCAAUAACAAUGAUUUAUACAGCAUCAACAAUAUUUAUAUGGAUUAAACCAACAAUUAAGUUGGAAGAGGAGAAGGAGAAACAUUUGGCAUCAUUUUUAAAUGGUAUUAAAGAUAAAAAAAUUGAAUAUGGAUUACAGUGUCGUUGUUAUUCAUAUUUAGAAUAUGUAAUUGAUGUAAUGAUAAUCAUUAAUCUAAGAUUAGGAAGAUAUCAUUAAGACCAGAGAUCUAUUAGCUAAGAAGUUAUCCCCAGGCCUUUAAGAAGAACUUUAAAUUUCUAUUCGUUCUAAGAUGGUUGAUAAAAUUAAAUUGUUUGAUAAGUUUACAUCUAGUUUAAAAUAACAAUUAAUUUAUUGGUUUGAUAUGGCAUAAUAUAACCCAGAAGAAAAUAUUGUGUAAGUAAUAAAUUUAAUUUAAAAUUAAAUAGGAACAUCAAGUUGAAGAUUUCUGUCUCUAUUAUAUUUUGAAAGGAAAAGUUAAAAUUUAAUUUUAAGGCUAUUUUUAAGGUAAACCUAAACGGACUUUCCAUACUUUAUCAGAAGGACAGACCUUUGGAGAAUUCUCAUUUGUUAGUGGAAUUCCUCCCUAUAUUUCUAUUAAUAGUUAAGGGUUGAGCACAGUUUUAAAGUUGAGAAGAUCAGAUUUCUUAGAAAUCAUUAAGACUUUCCCUUAAGAUAAUGAGAUUUUUUGUUUAUUCAAGGAUAAUUGUUAUUAGAAUCACAAUAUGUUCGAAUGUCAUUAUUGUAAAAUAAAGGGACAUUUAUUAUUUGAAUGUCAAUACUUACAAUAUUAUCCAAAAAGAUUAAAUGUUAUUGAAAAGCAUAUCUAUCCUCAUCCAUAAUAACGAUUUAAGUGUGAAAGAAAACAUAAAGAACCAAAGGCUCUAUUGAUGUUAUUUAUUGUAGGAGAACGAGCUAAACAAUACCAAUAGAAAUUAUCCUAAGAAGUAAUGACUUCAGAAGACUUCCCUAUGUCAUCACAAUUACCUUACAGUGAAAGUAUUUAUACCUUUGAUAUAAAUAUAUAUUAAAUUUACAUAGAUUAGACCUAACAAUCCGCCAGCUAUUUGAGCAAAACCCAAUCCAUACACAAAUAUAGUCCAGAACAUUUAAGUGACAAUCCAGAUAGCGAUGGAGAUCAACUAUAUGAAGAAUAAGCUAUUGAUCCUGUACUUAAUAAUCAGUUAAGAAAACAAUAAAAUAAAACUACUUUAAGAACUGCAGGAUUUCCUUUCAUGUCGGAAACUCUAGGUACUAAGGUUAAUAAGCCUAUGAUAGAGAACUUGCACAAAGAAAAGCUGCAAGUAAUUACUGAGCAAUCUUAAAGCAAAUAACUUGAUUCUCUAAAUUCAAAAUAAGAGGAUACAAAUUAAUUGAGCAAAUAGAGUAGCGGUUCACAAGCAUUUGCUAAAAAAAACCAUCUCUAUACUGCUGCUCGUUCUAUGCAUACGAAAUUAACUUUUCGAUACUAACAAUAAUAAUCUGGGUAAAUGGAAGACCAAAUUCAAUUUCAAUAAUAAUAAUAGAAUUCUAUCAGAUAAACUUCAAAUAGAUCCAACACAUAUUCUAAUCCUUUAUCAAAUAAUCUAUCUAAUAAUCCAUCAAGUAAUUCUAAGGCUAAUACUAAAUCUGCUAGAGUUUCUCCAACAUAAUUUCAAUAACCACCUCCUUAAAAAAAGAAGGAGGAUAGAGCAUCACAUAGUGAUUAAUCACUCUCAGAACAACAGAGACAUACAAACAGAAAAAAAAGUACUAAAACUGGGACUAAGGUUAGUAUUCUGAAUUAAAUGUCUCAAUUCUAAAUAAUUAAUACUCCUGAGGUAUUGAAUUUGAUUUAUCAAUAGAAUCAUAACUAUUAAUAUAAUGAUAUUGUUUUAAAUAGAUUUGAAAAGAUGCAUUUAUUUAAGUAUUAUAAUCCACAUAAUAACUACGAUAAUGUUAUCGUAAGGUACAAUUAAUAAUCAGUGUAUAGAAUGAACAAAUUCCAUAGAUUGAAAAAGAGCAAGCCUAUACAUUAUACUAUAAAAUGUUAUGUAUCUUCAAAAAUAAAGAAAGUAAAGAGGAUUUUGGAAUCUUAAUUAUGAG